AUGUCAUCGGCAGCGUCAGCGGGUGGCGACAACUCUCGCGAGAGCACGGUCAAUGGCGAAGCAGACGAUGCUGGCGAAGUGGUAGCGGUGGCAGCGGUGGCAGCGUCGGCAGAAGCGGCAGGGGCUCAUGCAACGGCAGCAGCUGACAGCGCGAACCCGGAACUAGACACGACGCAUCUGGCGAGCCUGCCGACAGAACAGCAAGAGCUUGCGCUGCUGCAGUUUGCGGCGCGGCUGGACAAGCACGUGAGCGGAUUGAUAGCGGACGACUGCACGGCGCAGCAGUUCUAUCUGAAGAAGGAGGUGUUUAAGAUUCUGAACCUGACGACGCCGUAUCCGUCGCGCGUGGUACGCAACACGCUGGGGCGCUGCCUGGCGCAGGUGCUCAGCCGGGGCGACCGCAAGCUGCUGUUUGAGACGAUCAACGACCUGAACGGAGUGGUGGCGAACAGCGGCAAGAUCCGGCUGGACGGUGGGGGCGAGGGCCGGACGAAGCAUGCGGCGGUAGUCUGCCUGGGCGAGGUGUUUGGGGCGGCAGGCGACAGUGCGAUCAGCCUACACCACGUGACGUGCAGUACGCUGCUAAAGGUGUUGAAAGCAGCACAGGGGCACGCAGGGAUGCGGGCGGCGGUGUUCAGCGCGCUGGGCAAGCUGGUGCGGUGCAUCGGGACGAGCUGCGACGAGGGGAUCGCGCGGGACAUCUGGAAGCAGGCGCGGAGCCACGCGUCAGGCGACAAGGGGACGCUGGUGUCGGUAGCAGCGUGCCGGUGCGUGACAGUGCUGGUGCGGCACACGACGUAUUUUGAGACGACAAGCGAUUUUGAGAGCAUCAGCAAGACGAUCUUCAAGACGAUCGACACGGCCUCGAGCCAGGUGCGGCGGGCGGCAGCAGACUGUUUCGUGGAGGUGAUGGUGAAGGGAUACGCAGAAUCGGUGUCGGGCAGCGGAGACGGCGGGGUGGUCAAGACGGCGCCGCGCAAGCUGCUGCGGUCGAAGAGCGUGAAGCGGCAGUCGACGCUGCCAGCGGGCCUACAGGACGACGACGACCUGCCAGGAUCGCGGGCGAGCAGCCCGGGGCCAUCGGGGGGGCGAGGCCACAACGUGCUGUCGCUAUCACUAAACGAGAUGCUGAAGACGCUGUCGACACACUACGUGCGGCUGUCGACGACGAACCGAGCGCGAGCAGCGAUCGGAGUGUGCUACGGGCGGGUGCUGCAGCGGCUGGGCGAAAAAGCAGUGGAGCAGAGCUACCUGCAGAUCAUGGACAGCCUGACGGUGGAGGUGCUGGGCCACGGCAACAUUGCGAACAACCGGUACCGGCUGCUGACGGCGCGACGGAUGGUGGACACGAUCGUGCAGGAGGUGGUGGGCCGACGGAUCUUGAGCGAGGCCGGACAGAUGGCGGCAGCGAAGGCGCUGGUGGACGAGAUCCUGCGACACUACCCGGCGGUGACGCGGGAGCGGACAGAGCCGAGCAAGCAGACGCUGGUGGCAUCGCUGGGGGCUCUGUCAGCGCUGAUCGAGGCGUUGGGGUCGGCGGCGAACGGGGUCGCGGAGGGAUGCCGGGACAGCGUGCUGCAGAUGCUGCCACACCCGACAUACAGCGUGCAAGUGGCAGCGGCGGGAUGCCUCCAGGCGUUUGUGCUGGCGUGUCCACAGCAGCUGCUGCCGUGCCUGUCGGUGUGCAUGAACAGCCUGACGCGGGAGCUGGGACAGCUGAGCGGCAGCGGAACGCAGCAGCAGCGACGGUGUCUGGGGUUUGCGCACGGGCUGGCAGCAGCGCUGAGCGUGAGCCCUCUACGGGCACUAUACGGAUCGGUGGAGAUCAACAGCCGGGUGCUGACGAUGGCGACGGACCUGCUGAAGACGAGCGGCAAGUCGGAGCUGCGGGUGGCGAGCGUGCAGAUCCAGGUGGCCUACGUGCUGCUGGGAGGACUGAUGGCGCUGGGGCCGAACUUUGUCAAGAUCCACCUGUCACAGAUGCUGCUGCUGUGGAAGAACGCGCUGCCACGGCCGCUGUCACGGGACAAUGUGGCAUCACGGACGUACCUGGAGACGUCGUUCCUGACGCAGAUCCGGGAAUGCGCGCUGGGGUCGAUCCUGGCGUUCCUGCAGGCCAACGGGCGGCUGCUGACGGUGGACGUGUCGAAGCGAAUUGCGGCGAUGCUGCAACACACAGCAGCCUUUCUGAAGACGCUGCCGGGACGGAAGACGACGGAGGACAUGAGCCAGCGGCUGACGCCGGCACUGCAGCUGUCGGACCUGGACGUGAUGGUGCAGCGACGACUGCUGCAGUGCUACCUGCAGCUGAUACGGCUGGCACCGGGUGGCAGUGCCGAGACGCUGCUGCAGUCGAACCUGCUGACGCUGGUGGUGUCGCAGUUUGCAGACCCGGAACCCAGCAGCACAAGCGGAGGACUGAGCGCGUCGAUCGCGACGGCAGCCGGGGCCUUUGAGACGAUCUGGGACGUGGCCGACAACGUGGGCUUUGGCGUGACAGGACUGGUGUCGGGAUUCCGGGUGCGACGACUGGCAGGCCAGCACGAGAAGAGCGCGGCCGAGGAGGAGCAGCAGCAGCAAGAGCUGCUGGCAUCACUAGACGAGACAGCGGGGCCAGAGGGCGUGAUAGAGAGCCUGCUGCUGUCGCCCGUGUGCGGUGCGGCCGAACACGACGCAUCGCUGCUGUAUAUCGGGGGAAGUGGAGGAAAUGGAGGGGAUGUACAGCUUCCCGAUCCACCGGCAACCGAAGUGGUCAAUCUGGCGAUCCAGCUGUUCGCACACGUCUUCCCGCUGACGGUGGCCAAGGUGCAGGAGAGCAUCCUGGAGCAGCUGGCGACGUUCAUGUCGGCCGGACAGCUGCAGCGCGACCCGGGACGCAAAGCGGCGAUCAAGGUGAACGUGGCGGUGGCGGUGCUGCUGACGCUCAAGGUAGCAGUGCGGGAGACGCCAGCAGCAGCGGGCACGGUGACGAGCGCGGCCGUGGAGAAGCUGCUGCAGGAUCUGGUGCGUGGAUUUGUCCUGGACGCGGACCAGUACGUGCGCAGCCUCGGAUACGCAGCGAUGGGACGGCUGUGCAGCGCGAGCGGCAACGCGUUUACGAACCAGGAGAUCCGGUAUCUGGUGGACACGAUCGUGGUGAACCGGGAGCCGGCUGUGCGCGCAGGCUGUGCGAUGGCGCUGGGCUGCAUCCAGACGCGGGUCGGCGGGAUGGCGGCGGGCUACCACCUGAAGACGAUCCUGGGGAUCCUGAUGUCACUCUGUAACGAUCCGCACCCAACAGUGCACUUCUGGGCGCUGGAGGCCUUUGGCCGAGCAUCGGACGCGGCCGGGCUAAACUUUGCGAGCUACGUGGCGAGCACGCUGGGCAUGCUGGCACAGCUGUACGGAUCGGAGCAGCACCACGGCGAGGUGGCUUCGGCCGUGUCGAUGAACCUGGAGGCGGAGCGGUCGACGACAGCGGCGAUUGCACGCUGUGUGGACGCACUGAUCAACGUGUUGGGUCCAGACCUGCAGGAGACGACGCGACCGCGCGAGCUGAUUCUGCAGCUGGUGCGCCAGUUUGGCGACGAGGCCGACGUCCAGGUGCGACGGGCGAGUCUGGGCUGUCUCGAGCAUCUGUCGCUGUAUGCGCCUGGAUUCGUCGACUUUGGCGACUAUGUGCGCCGGCUGCAGGGCUAUGCCGUGUCGGAUGACCAGGCACUGCGUGAUGCGGCCAUCGACGGGCUAUACAACCUGAUGAAGCGAGGAGCCGACGAGGUGGUGGCAGCAGCCGAGCCCGGACUCGAAGACCAGCUCUGGCUGGUGCUGGACCGGCAGCCGAGCCACGAGGGGGUUCGAAACCUGCUGCGCAGCUGGCUACGACAAACGUGUCUGCAGGACACGGCAGCCUGGCUGCAGCGAUUCCAGCGGGUGCUCAAGAUGACGCGGCCGAAAGUGCCGGAGACGACGCGAAUGGCAGCAGCAUUUCAGGCGGCAGCAGCGGCACGAGUGGUCGACCUGCAGGACGAGGAAGUGGCCGGGCUAGGAAACGCAGUAGGAGGAGGGGAAGAGGGAGGUCCGACCGAGAGCGGUCCAGGAGAUGGUCCUGUCUCGGCUGGAGGCGGUGCAGGAACUGCUCCAGGUUUGGGUCCUUCUGUGGCCGAUCCGGACGUGGAGCCGCUGCGAUGGCAGGUGGCGACGUUUGUGCUCAGCCUGCUGGCCGAGGUGUUUGAGCUGGUCGGCAAGGACGCGGCAGCGACAACCAACAUCAGCGGCGAGAUGUCCACGGCGACAGCAGCGCUGCAGCGAGGGAUCGCCGACGUGGUCCGCAUGGCCUUUUCGGCAUCGACGUCGGGCGUGCUGGAGCAGCGGCUCCGGGGACUGCAGAUCAUCGGGGCCGUGCUGCGCAUGUUUGGCCGGGCAGCCGAUCCGGACUUUGACGAGGCCAUGCUGCUGGAGCAGUACCAGGCACAGAUCAGUUCGGCCCUGACACCGGCCUUUGCAGCGGACUCGUCGCCCGAGCUGGCCUCGGAAGCCGUGCACGUAUGUGCUGCCUUUGUGGCGACGGGCAUCGUGACCGAUGUCGAUCGGAUGGGUCGGAUCCUCAAAACGCUGGUCGGCGCGCUCGACGGGUUUCUGGAGGCAGGAAACGACGAGGAGCAGACGCGCGAAGGCGGCGGGAUCGGCGAUCUGCGUGGACUCAGCGCCAACGCGACCGUCAUGGUCCGGAUGGCCGUGUUUGCAGCCUGGGCCGAGCUGCAGGUGGCCAGCCUGGAGCAGCGGUAUCUGGUCGACGUGCUGCGGCCACAUAUUGGACAGCUGACUAAGCUAUGGCUCGAGUCGCUGCGCGAAUUUGCCCGGCUGCGCUUCGAGCCGGACAUCUCGAUGACGCUGGGGCCACCGUCGCUGUCGGGCAGCCUAGACACGAUCUACGCGGCACUGAACCGCGAGACCCUGCUGGCCUUUUACCAGGACGCCUGGCUGAAGCUGGUGGACGCGAUCGCGAGCCUGAUCGAGCAGGACAGCGCCUUUGUCUUUGACGCGCUGGACGGAGGACACGGACAGGACAUGGGUGUGCCGAGCGCCGAGAAGACAGCCAAGACCGAGGAGACAGACAUCAACUACCGGGACGAGCCGGUCGCCUUCUUCUUCGUCCUCUUCGGCAUCGCCUUUGAGGCCCUGGCAGCACGACAAGGCCAGGCCGACUCGCUCGCGGCACCCGGCCAGACGCUCGAGAUUCUGCGGGCCCUCAAGAAGAUCUUGCACCCGAGCGUGUCGGGCCAGGCCAUCUACCGCGACGCCGUCUUUGGCGAGACCAUGGACCUGCUGGACCGCCUCGCCCUGACCGAAGGCCUCGACGUCCAGGGCGUCAUCGUCGACAUUGCCCGCGCCCUCUGUCUGGCCCAUCCGGCUGCCCGGACCCGUGACGAGGCCGAGACCGGCGAGCUGUCCGACGACAUCGAGCAGCUGUUUGAGCUGACCCGCAUCAUCGUGCUCGUCCUCUCCGGACUGCUGCCCGAGCUCACGGCCACGCCGGGCGUCCAGAUCGCCAUCACCACCUCCGCCUCCACGCGCUACGCCAUGACCGAGGAGGCCGUCCUGCUGCUCGUGCGCGCUGCCCUCGACGCGCUCGUCGACGCCGCCGAGGUCUUCCCGGCCGUCAUCCGCACCGAUCUCCACGCCUGUCUGGUCCACAUCUUUGCCACCAUCCUGGCCACGCCCGCCUGCCAGGACGUGGUCGUGCCCCAGGCCCUGCCGACGCUCAAGCGCUUCAUCGCCACCGCCGGCCAGGACGUCCAGAACGUCCAGGAUGUCCAGACCCAUGCCCAGCUGCGCAGCUGUCUGCGCCGCUUCCUGUCCAUCUACCUGCACGCCCAGAAGCGCGAGCUGCCGACCGCCCUGGCCUGCGUCAAGAACUGCCUGCUGGCCAUCACCAUGCUCUUCACGGCCGCGCCCAACGUGUACCUCGCGGCUGGCGAUCCGCUCGUGGCCAAGUUCCUGGACGAGCUGCUAGACUGUCUCACCGAUCGGAUGACUGCCAAGAUCGCCGCCAACUGUUGUCGCUCCCUCCUCCUCCACAUGCGUCCCGCCGCCGCCGACCAGAGCGUGGGCCGCUACCUGCUGCCGCGCCUGCUCGGCUUCGUCGCCAACACCAACCGCGACGACCCCGAACACGCCCGCACGAUGGUGUCGCAGACCCUGACUGCCUUUGUCAUCGCCAAGUCUGCCGCUGCCGCGUCGGCGCCCGACCCGCCAGCCGCCCGCACCGCCGUCGCCGUGGCCAUGGCCCUGGUCAUCCCGGCGCUGCUGGCCCGAGCAGCAGGCGAGCUGGGGACGAUGGAGGCUGGUGGUCCGAGUACGAGUACGAGUUCGAAUGCGAGCACGACAGCCAUCUACCGCGAGACUUCGGGCCGGCUGCUCGAGCUCGCGUCGGCCGACCCGACCGCCUUCCGCAGCGUCGUCGGCGGCCUCGCCGACAACCAGCGCGCCUUUAUGGAAGACGUGAUCAAGGCCGGCCGGCAGCCGGACUCGGCGCGGACGGCGACGACGACGACCGAACAGCCGACAAUCGCACUGAAGAUGAACUUUGGAGGGGGAGAAUAG
Molecule: messenger RNA, 6582 nt
Organism: Grosmannia clavigera kw1407
Lineage: Eukaryota; Fungi; Ascomycota; Sordariomycetes; Ophiostomatales; Ophiostomataceae
Product: heat repeat protein
Exons: 2
Coding region: 1-6582 (2193 amino acids)
Biological process (GO): retrograde transport, endosome to Golgi; endocytosis; intracellular protein localization
Cellular component (GO): membrane; Golgi apparatus; endocytic vesicle
Source: RefSeq, a predicted model, not a curated record